Molecule: messenger RNA, 7791 nt
Organism: Artibeus jamaicensis (Jamaican fruit-eating bat)
Lineage: Eukaryota; Metazoa; Chordata; Mammalia; Chiroptera; Phyllostomidae
Gene: ZNF407
Product: zinc finger protein 407
Exons: 9
Coding region: 141-6809 (2222 amino acids)
Biological process (GO): regulation of gene expression
Cellular component (GO): nucleus
Molecular function (GO): zinc ion binding; nucleic acid binding
Source: RefSeq, a predicted model, not a curated record
CCCCUUCCUCCCAGAGGGAAGACGGUGAGCCGGAGGAGUCAGUCGUAGGGGCAAGCAGGGGCGAUCCUGUCGGCAAACAGGUUCUGAGUACCACGUGAGCUGCGGGUGACAGCAGGAGCUCCUGUGGCACUUCGUCCGUGAUGGAUGCUGAGAAGAAACCGGAGAACGACGAGGACGAAGAUGUGAGCAGAGAAGCCGGAGACUCAGGAAAGACUGCAUCCUGCCAUGUGGACGCUGGGCUUGUGUCUGACGGGACGACAGGCUCCUCUGAGAACUCCAUGCGCAAAAGAGCCUUUCCGGACUCCGCAGGCAGGGUCGUUUCAGAGGAAGAUGGAGACAGCCGUGCUUCCAAACGGAUGAAGUUAGGUGAGGCGGAACCCCUCAGACGUGAAGAGCAGGGCACUCGCGGGGGCUCAGAAGCAGGUGUCCCAUCGGGUGACACAGUGCAGGCGCCCGUCCCAAACGACCGCCUGGGGGGAGAUGCAGGUGUCCCUGUGGCCGGCUCCCCUCUCUGCAUCUUGAGCACAGCGGACAUGGCUUCUGUGAACGCAGCCUCUGGAAAGACGUCUGCGCAGGAAGUGCCUUCCCUGGGCCCAGGAACAGAUGCUUCUCUCCCCACGGAAGAGAUGGCUGGUGCUGGUGGCACCGCUGGGGACGUAGACACGGUGCCCAGGUGCCGCUCGUGCGGUCAUUUGUGCUCUUCGCGCUCUGAUCCGGAAACGCACGCCGCAUGUCACACGUCACCGCCCAAGGACGCGGCCUACUGCCACUGCGGCCACAGAGCGGAGGGCAGCGCGGCCCUGCCGGUGCAUGGCACACAGACACAUGGGCCACAGAAAAAAGUCUUCUCUUGUGAUCUGUGUGGCUUUCAGUGUGCGGAAGAGAACCUUCUGAAUGCACAUCGUCUCGGCAAAACACACCUGCGGCGCCAGAACCUGGCUGCUCGUGGAGGCUUUGUGCAGAUCUUAACAAAACAACCUUUUCCUAAGAAACCAUGUACCAUUGGAAUAAAAAGUGUUCUCACAAAACCAAGAGCUACUAACCAAGCAGCAAAGAAUAGUGAUUCAAAAAGGCUAAGAGAUGGAAGCAGAUUUAAAGACCUCAGGGGAAGCGUUUCUAAACAGGGUGGAAGUAGCAGUGAGCUUCUCGUGGAGAUGAGGCCGUCCAGGAACACUUUGCUGGAAAAGGGGGAGAUUGCCGAAGAAUGUGUCACUUCCCUCGGUACAACUCCAAGUCCUGAAAACCAGAGUAAGAAGUUAGAGGCCUUAGUAACCCCGCAGGGUCUCUUAGACAGGCUGGAAUCUACCAGAAGGGCCUUGCAAACAGCACAUGGCGUCGGCACAACCUUGAGGUCGAGACCUGAGCGAAGUGCUCUCACCUCGGCUAAUAGCUUCCGACGGCGAAGCGGCACCUUCCCCAUGAAAGGCCAGGCCAAGAAAAGGUUUAAUCUUCUAGGAAUUAAUAAAAGAGGCACCAGCGAGACUCUGAGAGUAUAUAUGAAACACUUCAGAACACAGACGAAGACAGGCGAGGCGGAGUCCGUGCCUAGACUUGCAGCAGUGACCGAUGGCGCCCCUGGUCCGAGCGAGGCUUCCUCAGAAACCCGGGAGCUGCAGCAGGGCGAGAGAACCGCCCGCCUCCUGUGCUCCUCGGGCCCGCCGGCGGGGGGAGCGGCUUCCGACCUGCAGACAUCACGGGCAUGCGCAGACUGUGGUCCGCUGGCUGCAGGUAGGACAGAGCUGGAAGUCCACGUGCAAAGGUGUCGUGCAAGGGAGGUGCGACUGCCCUGCCAGAGCCGCGACUUUCCCAGUGUGUCGAGGCGGGACACGGAGGAGCACGUGCACAGCAGCCAGCUCCAGCCAGCCGCCUCUGCCCUCCGCUGUCAGUGCUGCUCCUUCGUCCCCUCGGAUGAGGCUCGUCUCAGAGACCAUGUGAAGGACAAGCACGGCACGGGCCUUUCUUGCUGUCCCAGUGAUCCGUCCGCCUCGUCCGAGAAGGAUGUGGAGGAACGCAAGACGACGGAGAAGCAUCUUGGCUUAUUGGGUCAGCCAAAGACUUCGCAGUCAUUCGGCGGUGAUUCCCUUCUACAGACUCUGAGCGCUUCAGAAUCAGAAAGCACAAAGGGGCCUGUGAGCAAGUCAGGGAGCGCAGCGCAGGAAGAAGCGGCGAGGGCCCGGGCGAGCCAUGGCAGUGAAGGACGGCAUCCCGGUAAGCCGCAGUUCCAGUGCAAGAAGUGCUUCUAUAAAACCAGGUCUUCCACGGUCCUCACGAGGCACAUAAAGCUCCGGCACGGUCAGGACUACCACUUUCUUUGUAAAGCGUGUAACCUUUACUCACUGAGCAAGGAAGGAAUGGAGAAGCACAUUAAGAGAAGCAAACAUCUUGAAAACGCUAAGAAGAACAACAUCGGGUUAAGCUUUGAAGAAUGUAUUGAGAGGGUCUGCAUAGGUGCCAGUGACAGAAAGGAAGAGUUGACCAUCUCCGGGAGUGGAAGGGCGGAAGGCCCCGUAGACGGCGUGCAGUCACAGGAGCACUCCUCGUUGGGGACGAGCACACUGGCUGCCCAGGCAGAGUCACAGUCUGCUCUGGUCACCAAAGACGACGAGGCUUUGACCGCUGCUCCCAAGAGAGGGAGGCCGAAAGGUAGCAUCUCGCGGACGUGUUCACACUGUGGCCUUUUGGCCUCUAGCAUCACAAACUUGACUGUUCACAUUAGACGAAAACACAGUCACCAGUACAGUUACUUGUGCAAAGUGUGUAAGUAUUACACUGUAACUAAGGGCGAUAUGGAACGCCACUGUGCCACCAAGAAACACAAAGGGCGUGUAGAAAUAGAAGCAAAUGGAAAACGAAGUUCAGACAUUGUCAUUGGCCCCGAAGGGGGUGACCUCGAAGCCUGUGGCAGGAAUGCGGGUUCAGAUGGGCACGCUGGUAAAUCGACUGCGCCAGAGCCCCCCCCUUCAGGAAAGCCUGGGCAAGAGCAUGGAGACCCGAUGGAAGUUGGAGUCGAAAAUGCACCUCCUUCUACAGGUGGGGAAGCUGGCAGUCACCGUGCUGAUGAGAGGGAGCAAGCAUCUCUAGAGCCGGAGGCCCUGGGGCCACAGGGGGGAGCGGGCUCCCAGAGGGACGCCGCGGGCAUGGGCGAUAACAGGUGUGCGCACUGCGAGUUCAGCGCCCACUCUCCGGCUGCUCUGGAGCUGCACGUGAAACGGAAGCACACGCGAGAGUUUGCGUUUUACUGCAUGGCGUGUGAUUACUAUGCUGUGACCCAUCGGGAGAUGACCAGGCACGCCGCCACUGAAAAGCACAAGGCGAAAAGGCGGUCUUACCUGAACUCUUCUGACGUGGAAGCCAGGUCCCCAGAAAUGUCCAAAAACAUCCCUGUGUUGGAGGAAGAGCAUCAACAGAAUUCUGCAGAAUUUCAGAUAAUUUCAGAUCAACCACCUGAAACUCUGAAAUCUAGAAAUGCUGCUGAUCAUUCUACUUUAGAUGAGAAUCCUCGUGUGGACAUGCCCAUAGUGCUCUGUGCUCCUGACUCCGUGGAAGUUGAGACCGAAGAAGAGCCCGAUGUCGGUGGGGACCGAUCCUUCCGUGAAACUUUCCAAGAGCCGCUUGCUAAGGAAAAAGUUAGGGAACCGGAGCAGAUGGUGCCCCUUAACAUUUCCUCUAAUCGUGGCUCCCCAAGCAGAUUUCAGGACAGAAAUUUGGGGAGCUCAGCUUUGAAUUACGAGACAGUGAGGAACAACCACAACAGAUUGAGUGACAUCGGGGACCCAAGUGCACCUUGUGACAGCGAUGGCGGGAAUGGAGGAGACAAGGCAGGUGGCACCCUCAGCAAACCUGUGUGUCCCAGGGCUCUGGGUGGAGCCCAGGCAGCCGACAGCGCCGUUCCCAUUGUGCUGAGAAUGACAGAGGGACAGCUAAAGCUGGACAGCCGUGGUCAGGACCGAGUUGGCCACGUGCAGAGCUCAGUGGAUUUGACAGCUGUGCGAGUGGAAAGUCAGGACAUUCUGAUACACCCUCAGCAGGGAACUGAGAUUAUCCUGGAGGAGGACGGCCCAGCUCCUGACAGCACCAUCGAAAGUAACGGCGUUUAUGAAACUGUCAUCAGUAUUGACGAUAAAGGACAGGCCACCUACAGUUUCAGCCGGUUUGAUUCUUCCAUAAUAAGAAUAAAGGAUCCGGAAGAUGGUGAACUGGUAGACCCACCCGAAGAAGGUCUGCUGGUAGCAGAGGGGAGAGCGAGUGCGUUGCCCUUAAGGGACUGCGCUCCAGGUGUGAAAAGGAAGAAGUGUGAAGGCAGCUCCUUUGGCGAGUCCACGCGCAUCCGCUGUGACGACUGCGGCUUCUUAGCCGACGGGUUGAGCGGCCUGAAUGUGCACAUAGCCAUGAAGCACCCCACGAAAGAGAAGCACUUCCACUGUCUGCUGUGCGGGAAGUCCUUCUACACGGAGAGCAACCUGCACCAGCACCUGGCCAGCGCCGGGCACCUGCGGAACGAGCAGGCCAGCGUGGAAGAGCUCCCGGAGGGCGGGGCCACCUUCAAGUGUGUCAAGUGCACGGAGCCCUUCGAUUCGGAGCAGAGCCUGUUCCUGCACAUCAAAGGGCAGCACGAGGAGCUGCUCCGCGAGGUGAACAAGUACAUCGUAGAAGACACCGAGCAGAUCAACCGCGAGCGGGAGGAGAACCAGGGCAACGUCUGCAAGUACUGCGGCAAGCUGUGUCGCAGCAGCAACUCCAUGGCCUUCCUGGCUCACAUCCGCACGCACACAGGAUCAAAACCAUUCAAGUGCAAGAUCUGCCAUUUUGCAACAGCUCAGCUUGGCGAUGCCAGAAACCACGUCAAAAGGCACCUUGGGAUGAGGGAGUACAAGUGUCAUGUGUGUGGGGUUGCUUUUGUAAUGAAGAAGCACUUAAAUACUCACCUACUGGGCAAACAUGGAGUUGGCACACCAAAAGAAAGGAAGUUCACCUGCCACUUGUGCGACCGAAGUUUCACCGAGAAGUGGGCGCUCAACAACCACAUGAAGCUGCACACGGGAGAGAAGCCCUUCAAGUGCACCUGGCCCACGUGCCACUACUCCUUCCUCACGGCCUCGGCCAUGAAGGACCAUUACAGGACCCACACAGGCGAGAAGUCGUUCCUGUGCGACCUCUGUGGCUUCGCGGGCGGGACGCGGCACGCCCUCACCAAGCACCGCCGGCAGCACACAGGAGAAAAGCCAUUCAGAUGUGACGAGUGCACCUUCGCAUCCACCACCCAGUCUCACCUGACACGGCACAAGCGGGUGCACACGGGCGAGAAGCCCUACCGGUGCCCCUGGUGUGACUACAGGUCGAACUGUGCCGAGAACAUCCGCAAGCACAUCCUGCACACCGGCAAGCACGAGGGCGUCAAGAUGUACAACUGCCCCAAGUGCGACUACGGCACCAACGUCCCCGUGGAGUUCCGGAACCACCUGAAGGAGCAGCACCCCGACAUCGAGAACCCCGACCUGGCUUACCUGCACGCAGGCAUCGUGUCCAAGUCCUACGAGUGCCGCCUGAAGGGCCAGGGAGCCACGUUCGUGGAGACGGACAGCCCGUUCACCGCAGCUGCACUGGCGGAGGAGGCCCCCGUGGCAGACAGGCCCCUGCGGGGCGGCCGGAGGCUGGCAGCACCUGAGCAGGUCCAGCAGGUCAUCAUCAUCCAGGGCUACGACGGGGACUUCGCCCUGGACGCCUCUGUGGAGGAGACGGCCGCGGCCACGCUGCAGACACUGGCGCUGGCCGGCCAGGUGGCCCGAGUGGUACACAUCACCGAAGAUGGGCAGGUCAUCGCCACGAGUCCCAGCGGGGCGCACGUGGGCGGCGGGGCCCCUGAGCCCGUCCUGCCGGAGCAGGUGGCUGAGGAGGCCACACAGGUGGUGGUGGUCGGGGGCUCGGUGGAAGGCCCCGGGGCCGAGCCCCUCAGCCCCGGCAGCACCAUGAUACAGCAGGUGAGCAAGCAGGAGCUCCUGGACCUCGGCGAGGCCCCCGGGGCCCAGCCCGAUGCCGCCUCUGCCUUGGACGCUCUGCUGUGUGCUGUCUCCGAGCUGGGCGGGGCAGAGGGCGGGGCCGGGGCUGGCGACGUGGCCAGAGGCAGCCACAAGGAGGUGCUGGUGCAGCUGCCUGGUCCGGAGGCACCGCCCCCCACCCGGCCUGAGGCCACCGAGGUCCACCUGUUCCAGGACGUGCAGGACAGCACAGCCACGCAGCCCCUGGAGGUGCUGACCCAGGUGGUCCGGCCCGCGGCCCUCGGCGCCUCGCAGGAGCGGCCCCAGGUGGCCUUCAAGAAGGUGGUGCAAGGCGUCCUCCAGUUCGCCGUGUGCGACGCGGCCACGGCCGGCCCGCUGGGGAAGGACGGCGUCACGCAGGUCAUCGUGAACGAGGAGGGCGCCGUGCACAUGCUGGCGCGGGACGGGGCGCAGCUCCUGGUGCAGGAGGCCGCGGCCUCAGGGCCGCACGGGGAGGUCUCGCAGAUCGUCGUCACCGAGGAGCUGGUGCAGGCCAUGGUGCGGGGCUCCGCGGGUGGCUUCCCUGAGGGCGCCACCCACUACAUCGUGACCGAGCUGCCUGCGGGCGCACAGGAGGCAGCGGCCCUGUACUCCCACACCGUGCUUGAGGCGGCGGCCGGUGCACAGGGGCUGCUGCAGGCCGGGGCCGCGCUGGGCGCCGAGGCCGGGGGGCCCGAGCAGCUGACCAGCAUGGUCAUUUAUACCCAGGAUGGUGCCCCGGCAGCCACUGUCCUUCAGAGCCAAAGAGACAGCCACGAACUCCAGGAAGCCUGAGGCACGGGCUGGGGGUGAGAGACGCCGGGGCACUGGGCACAGGGCUCCGGAGGGGGACAGCGACGGGGCAGCUCGGAGGGGGCCCCAGCACGCCCUGCCCUCGGGAUGCACACAGGGCCGCAGGCUGGACAGGCAGGAGGCCGCCCGGCACACCAGCUCUGCCCCUGGUGCUGGGAGGGCCUGGCUCUCUGCCGUGCGCCCCCCGCCCACCACACACAGACGCCUUCCCGGUCCAGCUCGCAAAGCACCGAGCCUCUGACGGAACCGUGAGCGCAGGGUGUCGUGUGGCUUGAUUCCAGCGUGCAGCGUGCACACGCUUGCCGUAGGUUUGGUCGGAGACUGCAGCUGCCGGAGUUCCCACCCUGGCCCGGCCCGUCCCGUCCCCCCAGGCCAGAGCGCGCCCGCCGUGCACCUCCUGCGCCGUUCGCUCUCUCCUGGCAGCAGGUGGAUCCGCGGGCUCUGGCUGUGUCCCGCUACAAAGAAACUGAGAAGUCCCAAGGCUAAGAAAAGCCUGGAAGGUUAUUUUUAAUUCAAACGUACCCUGGUUAAGGCAGCCCAGUGCUUCUAAUUUCGACUUGGUUUCCUACAACGAAGCCUACGUGUGAAGCGUGCAGUCUGGAAAAUACUGUUCACGUCAGCGUUUUGCUUUUAUGACAUGUGUGUUCGUGUUGGUGUCAUCUGGCAGGAUUUGCUUGUCAUUCACAUGGGUGAGUGGCUGGCGCGCACCAGUGACGUGGGGGCCACCCCGCAGCCCCGCCCCCAGGACCCGCACUGUGUGUGGUGGGUGGUGGACGCAGUCGGGCCGCUGCAGCUGUGGGUCGAUCGCAAGUUCACGUUCCAACAGUUUGUUCCUUGACACAAUCGCUCUUCUUUCUUUUCCGAAAUUGUAAAAUAAUCCCUUCCCGCUGCGCACAGGUUGUUUUGUUCUGUUUCUCUUUUCUUUGAAAUAAAAUUGCAGCAUUAACAGAGAACGGUGAUGUUG